This is a messenger RNA of Enterobius vermicularis (human pinworm), 1617 nucleotides long. The record is from the annotation of a GenBank genome assembly. Lineage: Eukaryota; Metazoa; Nematoda; Chromadorea; Rhabditida; Oxyuridae.
AUGGUGCUAGAAUUGAUAUUACACCUGAAAAACGAUGUAACAUUUGUAAAAGACCGCAAGAAAUCAAAAUUGUUAAUUUCGACACCGAUUUGGAAACAGACUCCGGUGGAAAUGUUAGCCAUCAACUUUCGGUUGCCAGCUGCCAACCUUCAGUUGAAGAGUAUGCCAAAGAUCAAAUUAGAACAGGGUGGAAAGGGUAACAAUGAUGUCACCACGACUCACAUGAUCAAACAGAAAGACAAGCAAAGGCAUGGUAGAACACCGAUUCGGAUGCAGCGGUCAUUCCACUCGCAGAUGCCCGAUGAGCACGAUGCUGCUGCUGGCGCUGUCCCGUCAGCUAGCUGGCAGCAUCCACAAAUUGGUCAAAAUUCUAAUUUGAGAGCAAGAAGUAUGGAGCGACCUCCAGUCGAUCAGGACGCUAGUGUCAAACAAGGAGAAAAGUUUUGGUCAGGACCAUUGAGAUGUUCAAAUUACAAAUCUGGUCGACGAGAUCCUGUACUAAUGUCCCAAUUGGCUUUUGAAAAACUGAAUAACAAAGAAGAACGUAGGCGUAGUGUGCCGAAUACCGCCUUACAAAUUUCACAUUUCAGUGAUCUGUCAAAGGGUCAUCUGAUCAGCAGCAUUACCGAACUAGUGACAACUGAAGAGAUUUAUGUCAAACAUUUACAGAAACUUAUAUCCCAGUAUCUGAGGCCUUCGAACCUGCCAAUUUUAGAGCUCACUGAGAAGCUCUUGAAAGUACAGACAUCUUUUUUGACCUCACUAAUAGAUGCUGCCGGAGACACAGUCCAUGGAACAGAUAUUUCGGAACAGCAACUUCGAGACGCUUUAAUUCGAAUAUUUGCUUUAUUUGUAAAUAAAUGCAGUAAGUUUAAAAUCUACAGUGAAUAUUCAGCAGGAUUUUUACGAUUUCAACAAGAAAGAAAAGUGUGGGAACUGGAAAAGAUUAAUUCGGCGAAACAGCAAGGAGAAGGAGUGCAGUCGUUAUUGAUAAAGCCUAUCCAGCGUGUACUGAAGUACCCGUUGUUUCUGCAACAAAUGAAGGACAACUGCACCAAAGGUUGCGUAGAACGGCAGCAGGGUGAGCAGGCCCUUCAACGGAUGCAUGCUUUAGCCGACUACAUCAACGAGAUGCAACGGCUCAUUGAACAGUACGGCAAAGACAUUGAGGAAAUUGCAGCCAAAAAUGCUUCUGCAUCUCAGAUGAAAUUCAGCCAGCUUUUAAUGUUCGCUCACGUAGACUGGUUGAACAGCUGUGAAAAAGGUGUCACAUCUUGUUUGGCUUUCGUAUUCACCUCAGUGGUGCUCAUUUUGUGCCCUACUCAUUCCAAAAACAAGGGGAAGUUUCACAAAAUUCUUCCAGUUCCUGAAGUGACAAUAACUGAAGGUGCUGAUGAGAUAAGUGAAUCGAAGUACUUUUUUACCAUAAACCACUUGAAUACGCAGCAGCAGACUUCAGAAACUUUACAGCUGUGUUGCUGCCAAGUUGACGUCAAAAAUCAGUUUAUCAAGGCUGUACAAAAAGCAUCUACAAUAACCAAGAAAGACCAUCGUCGCCCGUUGAGUGGUAGCAGUCAAUCUGACGGCGGUUACGGAAGUGAUCGUCACCAUUCUUGA